Messenger RNA from Amaranthus tricolor (Joseph's coat), 2121 nucleotides. RefSeq names its product serine/threonine-protein kinase GRIK1-like. The transcript is spliced from 12 exons. The record is from RefSeq and is a predicted model, not a curated record. Bases 483 to 1739 code for a protein of 418 amino acids. Gene Ontology annotation, molecular function: ATP binding; protein serine/threonine kinase activity. Gene Ontology annotation, cellular component: cytoplasm. Gene Ontology annotation, biological process: protein phosphorylation; intracellular signal transduction. Lineage: Eukaryota; Viridiplantae; Streptophyta; Magnoliopsida; Caryophyllales; Amaranthaceae.
UUUGUUUUAUUUAACUAUUUUUUGCAAAUAUUAUUUGUAACGACACCUUAUCGAUCACCAUUAACUUUUAAGUCAAAAUAAAAAAUUAUUUUUUUCUUUUUAAAAACUCUCAAUAAUAAAUUUUUAAAUGAUUAAAUUAAGCAACUAAUUUUUCAACCGAAUCCACUAACAACCGGUCAAACAUUUUUACUCCCACCUCUUUCUUCCCUCGACCUACAAAAUUUGUUACUUAUAUACUCUACUCCACAUUUGAGCCCUCUGAAACCUCUUUUCUCUUUGAUGUUUGAUCUCUUCUUUCUUUCUUUUUCAUAUCAUCUUUCCAAACCCUGAUUUGCGAGGAAGAAUCAGAAGGGAGAACAUCUCUUUUCGAAUUUCUCUUUUCUGUAGGCAUUUCCCAAAUCUUCUUGUUCAAGUCAAAGACGAUCAUUUUGAUGAUAUUCUUGCACUUAAUUUGCAAGUUAUGACACUUCAAUAGCAGAUAAAUGAAUAUGGGAUGUUGGGGCUGCUUUGGGUUCUCGAGAAGGAGUAAAGAAAUUGCAAGGCCGAACGUUCAAAUUGGCAGCUUGACAAGUGUUCUUUCUCAAAAGCCUUUGUUAGAAGAUGGAGAUGGUGAUAUUGAUGGUGAAGAUGACGGUAUUGAUGAUCGUUUGUAUGAUGGGGAAGAUACUAAUAUGACUCAAGGGUAUUAUGAAAGUGAGAUGUGUAGUGGCGCAACUUGGUCCGAAGAAAUUAUCAAUUAUAAGAUAAGGAAUGGGUUCAUAUGUAGGGAAUUCCAGGUCAAGGAAACUCGUAAACUUGUUCGUUCCGAGGAUGAAUAUGGAAAUAAGAUGAUUAAUGAGUAUAUCCGUGAAUUGAAGAUUGGGUCUGGGAGUUAUGCAAAAGUGGUUCUUUAUCGAAACAAAGAUGAAAAACAUUACGCAAUAAAGGUUUUUCACAAGUCCCAUUUGUUAAAGCAACGAGUAGCACCUUCAGAAAAUGCUAUGACAGAUGUUCUUCGGGAGGUGCUAAUUAUGAAAAUUGUCAGCCAUCCCAACAUAGUCAAUCUUAUUGAGGUGAUUGAUGACCCAGACACAGAUUACUUUUAUAUGGUUCUUGAGUAUGUGGAGGGCAAAUGGGAUUGUGAAGGUUCUGGACCGCCAGGCGGCUUAGGGGAAGGAUGUGCGAGAAAAUUCUUACGAGACAUUGUUUCUGGACUAAUGUAUCUUCAUUCACAUAAUAUAGUGCAUAUGGAUAUAAAGCCUCAAAAUCUUUUGGUUACGCGCAGUGGCACUGUAAAAAUUGCCGACUUCAGUGUCAGCCAAGUAUUUGAGGGUGAUAAUGAUGAGCUACGCCGAUCUCCCGGGACACCUGUUAUAACUGCACCUGAAUGCUGCCUGGGUCUUACUUAUCGUGGAAAAGCUGCCGACACAUGGGCUGUAGGAAUCACCUUGUACUGUAUGAUAAUGGGCAAGUUUCCGUUUAUUGGCGAGACACUACAGGAGACCUAUGACAAGAUUGUUAAUGAUCCCAUCAAUCUCCCUGAUGAUCUUAAUCCACAACUCAGCGAUAUCUUAGAAGGCCUAUUAUGCAAAGAUCCUAAUCAAAGGUUGACAUUAGCUAUGGUUGCUGAGCAUCCAUGGGUUAUCGGGGAAGACGGACCGCUGCCUGAAUUUUCGUGCUGGUGCAAGCGCACCAACGUGCAGCCGAAUUCGCAUCAUGAGGAUGCUGAAGUACCUUCACAAAGCUUGCAGGAAACAUAGAGAUAGGAAUUGUAACGAUUCGACUAACCCAAUUUGGAUUGUAGUUUUGUGCCAUUUUACUCAUAUGUUCUUGUGAGAUUUUGUUUUUCUUUGGUGAUGUAUAUUGUACAGUACUACACCAGCACAAAAGAUUGUUUAGGGGGCAUUUUAGUGCAAACAAAAGAUGUUUGAACAUUGAUGAUACCAUAGAGAUUAUUUAGGGAAACUCAUUAGAAUGAGAGCUUUAACAUUGUGCAUUUUAUGAAAAUUAAAACUAAAAUAGUCACAUUACCAUCGUUUAAUACACUAUUAACUAAAUGCUCAUUUUAUAUGUCAUAUUUUUAUAAUACCUAUUGUAUCUUAGUGGUAUUUGUGUUAUAUUUUUAUUUCAUCAUAGACUAAA